Eutrema salsugineum is the source of this 836-nucleotide messenger RNA. Its product is annotated as polyadenylate-binding protein-interacting protein 5. The record is from RefSeq and is a predicted model, not a curated record. The transcript has 3 exons. Gene Ontology annotation, molecular function: ubiquitin binding. NCBI's taxonomy places the organism in Eukaryota, Viridiplantae, Streptophyta, Magnoliopsida, Brassicales, Brassicaceae. The coding region runs from base 236 to 751 and encodes 171 amino acids.
CGUUUAUCCAUUUCUCCUUUUACGUCGAUCGUUGACGUGGUCAACACUAUAUCGUUCCCGUUUCUGAAUUUUGCAUAUAAUCCGAUCAUCUGUUUCAUUUCUUUUUUAAAUGUGUGUGCGGAGAAUCUUCUCUUCUUUUGGUUGUCGAUUGGUUUUCCUCUGCUUCUCUAGUUUCCGCCAUUGAUUUCGUGACCAGAUUCUAAUUAUCUUUCUUAACAAGACAAAGAGCAAUAUAAUGAAGCCUGGAGCAUUUGAAUUGAAUCCGGAUGCAGCAUCAUAUGUACCACUCUCCAAAAGAGUGGAUAUUUCUGAUAUGGACGGUUGGGUGUUUGUGAACCAGGCCACACAUGUCGUGCAGGGGCAACAGAUAAGUUUUGCAGGCGUUCAAGUGUCGAUGCCUAAGAAACCAUCAUCGUCUGAAAUGGCAUACAAGGAGAUAAGGGAUGAUGAUUUGGAUAUGGAGAUGGAUAUUGACAUGGACAUUGAAUACCUUUUGGUAACCUUCUCUGGUCUCUCCCAAGAGUCUGUAACUGAUGUAUACCUGGCGAAUAGCGGUGAUCUUGAAGCAACCAUUGAGAUGCUGAAUCAGCUCGAGAUAUAUAGCAAUGAAGCUCAAGAAAGCCUCCCAGAGACGCUUGAUAUUGAGGAUAUCUCUGAAUCAGGGCCUUCAACCUCAAAAGCUUCAAAACAAAAGAGUGUAGCUGCUGCAUCGUCAUCAUCGGUUACUCCUAAUGCACCUGUAUCGGCCUGAUCUGAUGAAUCCUUGUCUUACUUCUCUUGGAAUUUUUUGAGAUUUUGUUCAACAAUGUACAUCGUGAAGCGUGUUUUUAAUAUUA